Messenger RNA from Zootermopsis nevadensis, 1892 nucleotides. Its product is annotated as cytosol aminopeptidase. NCBI's taxonomy places the organism in Eukaryota, Metazoa, Arthropoda, Insecta, Blattodea, Termopsidae. The record is from RefSeq and is a predicted model, not a curated record. Gene Ontology annotation, molecular function: manganese ion binding; metalloaminopeptidase activity. Gene Ontology annotation, cellular component: cytoplasm. Gene Ontology annotation, biological process: proteolysis.
UUUUGAUUUGAGGUAAUAGUAAUUGGCUGCACCCCUAAAGCCGGAAGUAGCAAAGCAAAUAAAAAUGAUACAGACAGGAUAUAAGUAAUUGCAAUGCUUUGUAAUUUAUAGUUGAAGGUAGCAAAGAUGUAUGUUGCAUCGUUUAGAAUCUUUAAGAAGUUCACAGUUUCAAAGUUAAUAUAUGCUAGAAUGUCCACUGCAAGUGAUUAUUUGAAAGAGAAGACGGGGUUGGUGCUUGGCGUAUACACAGCUGAUAAUGCUGAGUAUUUGAAAUUAACCCCAACAGCUCAGAAAUUCAACGAAAAGUCGAAUGGGAUAUUACUAGAUAAUAUUAAGCUAGCAGGACCAGCUGUGGAUAAGGGUAAAGGACAAGUCUUCUACAAUCUGGGAUCACAGUUUCCUGUAAUUGCAGUUGUGGGCUUGGGUCUAGAUGGUGCUGACUACGAUGAACAAGAGGAUAUUGAUGAGGGACAGGAAAAUGUCAGAAUUGCAGCUUCAAAGGGAUGCAGGAUGUUGCAGGAAGUGGGUGUAUCAAAGAUUCUGCUGGAGGGAAUGGGUAAGCCUGAAGCAGCAGCUGAAGGGGCUACCCUGGGGCUUUGGCUGUUUCAGGAGUUCAAGAACAAGGACAAACAGAAAAAGAUUCCACAGCUGGAGUUGUAUGGAGAGGAAAAUGCUGGAGAAAGGGCUGCAUGGGACAAAGGUGUGAUAAAAGCUCAAGCUCAGAAUGUUGCUAGGAAGCUAGCAGACACUCCUGCCAAUCAUAUGACUCCUACAAUAUUUGCUCAGAAUACUUCAGAGCUGUUGACUGCACUUGGUGUGAAGGUGAUUGUCAGGGACAAGACUUGGGCUGAGAGUAAGAAGAUGGGCUCAUUUCUCAGUGUAGCUCGUGGUUCUGCUGAGCCACCAGUGUUUCUUGAACUACACUAUUCAGCAGCCGCUAAUAAACCAAUUACUCUUGUUGGUAAGGGCGUGACUUUUGAUAGUGGAGGCAUCAGCCUAAAGCCAAGUAACAAGAUGGAUGAAAUGAGGGGUGAUAUGGGAGGGGCCGCCUGUGUCGUUGCAACAAUUUAUGCUGUGUCUCUUCUGAAGCUGAACGUGAACCUUAUAGGUCUCAUACCUCUAACAGAGAACAUGCCAAGUGGAUCAGCCACUAAGCCUGGGGAUGUGGUUUAUGCUAUGAAUGGCAAGUCCAUCAUUGUUGAUGACACUGAUGCAGAGGGCAGGUUGAUCCUUGCUGAUGCUCUUUACUAUGCUCAGGAGUUUAACCCGCAGUUGAUUGUGGACAUAGCUACUCUCACAGGGGCUAUUAGAGUUGCACUUGGCAGUCCCGCUUGUGGAGUGUUCAGCAACUCAACACCUUUCUUUCAAAAACUGCAGCGAGCUAGUGCAAUUUCAGGUGACCGAGUAUGGAGAAUGCCAUUAUGGAAAUGUUAUAGCAAGGGGUUGACUGGCUCUGCUUCAUCAGAUCUGCUUAACAUAACAAAGGGGCCCCCAGGAAGAGGAGGAUCGUGUAUUGCAGCUGCAUUUCUCAAGGAAUUUGUCCCAAAAGGAAAUUGGAUGCACAUGGACAUAGCUGGUGUGAUGGAAACAUCCGAAAAAUUGCCUUACCUAGCAAAAGGAAUGACGGGGCGUCCAACACGCACCCUUGUAGAGUUCAUUUCAGCUCUAGCUACAAGUGGUGCUUAAAGCUCCCUGUCUUAAGAAAAAGAAAAGAAUCCUCUUUCACAAGAAGUGAAGACACUGUUUGUCAUGAAGUGAGAUGAAAAGAAAAGAAGUCUUCAUAUUUUAAUAUGAAUUUGUUUGUUUACGCUUGUUUUAUAAUCAGUUUCUAAUCAGUGUAAUUCUGUAUUUACAUUCAUUUUAAUACAAUAAUGAUCCAGGUGGGUUAUAUA